CUUCUCUUUUAUCAUUUUCACAAAGAAAUGGAAAUCCUGGCUAGUUGGUGAAUGAACGUUGGUAGCUGCUUGUGGAAGUUGGAUCUAUCACUUUUUAUUUUGGGAGUCAAGUAUAGCCAUUGAUUAUUGGAGAUGGAGAAGAGUAAAGGGUUGCCUUUUUAUUAUGGCGUUCUUGGUGUUAGUUUGUGUUCUUCUGAUGAAGAAAUUCGACGUGCUUAUCGAAAGCUGGCAAUGCAAUGGCAUCCUGACAAGUGGACAAGAACCCCUGCACUUGUUGCUGAGGCCAACCAGAAGUUUCAGCAAAUUCAAGAAGCUUACUCAGUAUUAUCGGAUGCAAAAAAGCGAGCAUUAUACGAUGCAGAUCUGUGUGAUCCUGAUGAUGAUGAAAUUGAGGGAUUUGCUGAUUUUCUUCAAGAAAUGACGCCGCUUAUGAAUGAUGCCCGGAAAGAGGACAAAAUCUACAGCAUUGAAGAACUACGAAGCAUGUUUUGGGAGAUGUCAAAAAGCUUUGAGAUUAUUCCCGAAUGGAGUAGCGGUUCAAUGCAGCAACCUCCGCACGAGAAGCAGUGGCUACGUUGCCCCUUUACUCUUUAUGAGCCUGAAACCAUGACAAGAAAUUCAUGUGAAGCAACCGAUAUCGUUAAUCAACACUUAACCAUGUCUGCAGGCUUCGAUACUUAUGUUACAAAUCAUGUAUUCAGAUAAUCAGAAAUGGAGCCUUCCAAUUUUUGAUUCGGACAAACCAGUGUUCAUUACUACGUAUGAAUGGAGGAUGGAGGCAGCUGAUUUCUUGUUGAGUAUCUACAUAUAGCUUUUGUAAUUGGGGCUUUCAAUGACUGAAAAGUUUUCCGUAGUUGCAUAUUGGACUGGAACCCUGAAUCAGGGACUCAUCCACACAAACUUGGGGCUUUGUGGAUUCGGACAAAUGUAUUGUAAGGCCUUCUUAACCACAAUGCAGAAUAUUAUAAAAGGCAGUUAACUGAUCA
Sesamum indicum (sesame) is the source of this 986-nucleotide messenger RNA. RefSeq lists its product as uncharacterized. The record is from RefSeq and is a predicted model, not a curated record. Lineage: Eukaryota; Viridiplantae; Streptophyta; Magnoliopsida; Lamiales; Pedaliaceae.